AUGACUAAGUUCACUGGAGAGAACUGGAUUACAUGGAAAUUCCAGGUUAUGGUAAUUCUGAAGGCGAAGAAUGUAUAUGAUAUUGUGACUGGAACAAAGAAACGCCCCGCAGCAGCGGCCGACGAGUGGGACAAACUUGACGCAAAGGCGCAAGAAAUAAUCGUUACGAGGAUGGAAGAAAGUCCGUUGGUACAUCUAUUGUCCUGUAAAACGUCUCACGAGAUGUGGGAAAAGUUGCUUUCGGUAUAUGAGAAGAAGUCAAAGCUCAAACAUUUUAUACCAGCGUGGGAAUCUACUGCGGUAGAGUCUCAAACAGUUCAGGAACUUACUUCAAGACUGUUAAUUGAAGAGGAAAGGAUAAAUUCAACUGAAACUGUAACAGCACUAACAAGUAACGCCGUAAAUAAGAAAAAUAAGCAGAGUCACUCUCAGAAACCCGGACAUAUUAUGGCGAACUGUCGAUACAAGAAUUUAAAACCUAAAGAAGAAAAAGAGAAACCAAAAGAAGAAACUGAAGGAAAUGCAUUCAUUGGUGAAACUUUCGCUUUAAACUGGCACAAGGAAAAUGAACAAGUAGUAGCGCUUGUAGGAGGACAACCGUUAAACGAGUCUGAUUGA
Molecule: messenger RNA, 618 nt
Organism: Cyphomyrmex costatus
Lineage: Eukaryota; Metazoa; Arthropoda; Insecta; Hymenoptera; Formicidae
Exons: 3
Coding region: 1-618 (205 amino acids)
Source: RefSeq, a predicted model, not a curated record